CUUUGUCCGAAGGGAGACGCAGUUCGAGGGGCGGAAUCGAGGCCAGCCUUUUCGCGGCCAGAUCAGUGAAGCCCGCGAAUAUUGUUUUGUCGCCAAACGAAAAUGGCGUUCGCAAGUACCGGGCAGAAUACAAGCCGGAUAAUAGCUCUUGUUGACAUGGAUUGCUUCUACGUGCAGGUAGAGCAAAGAAGAAAUCCCGAACUCAAAGGCAAACCAUGUGUGGUUGUUCAGUAUAAGAAAUGGAGAGGUGGUGGGAUCAUUGCUGUUGGUUAUGAGGCAAGGAAAUUUGGUGUGACACGUCAAAUGAGAGGAGACGAUGCAAAGGAAAAAUGCCCUGAUGUCAACAUUGUCUAUGUGAAAGAAACUAGAGGCAAAGCUGAUCUGGCUGUUUAUAGAGAAGCUGGUGCCGAAGUUAUUAAAGUUCUUUCAACAUUUUCUGAGUCCCUGGAGAGAGCAAGCAUUGAUGAAGCUUAUAUCGAUCUUAGCGAUGCUGUCAGGAGGUACAAAAUGAAGUACACACUCGAUGAAAUUGCCGCAAAACUUCUUGAAACUACGCAUAUCAUUGGUAUUUCGACGCAGGAGGACAGAAACAAGGACACUGCGCAGUCAGACGCGCUUGAUGUGUUGAAGCAAAAGCUGACUAUUGAUUCAAAUUUGAAUCUUGGUGUUGGGGCGAUCGUGGCUAAUGAAAUGAGGGAUGCAGUUUUGGAAAGGACCAAAUUCACCUGUUCAGCGGGCAUUGCCCAUAAUAAGAUGCUUGCCAAAUUGGUAGCUGGGAUGCAUAAGCCUCAACAGCAAACAGUUGUUUUCUUUGAUGAUGUACCCAAGCUCUACAAAACAAUGAAAAUCGGAAAAGUGCGGCAUCUUGGUGGCAAACUUGGCCAACAGAUUCAAGAGACAUUUCAAAUCGAAACGAUGUCACAGUUAUCUGAAAUUGAUAUUAGUACGCUGAAGCAACACUUUGGUGAUAAAAAUGGCGAUUGGAUUUUUUGGUUGGCAAAGGGCAUUGAUUCUGAGCCAAUUCGAAAUCGUACCCUUCCACAGUCAGUUGGCUGUUGUAAGAACUUCAGAGGACCAGACAUUCUUAACAAAACUUCCAAGGUAUCAUUCUGGCUCCACCAGUUGUCGUCAGAGGUCUGCGAAAGGCUUGACCAGGAAAUCGAAGUAAACAACAGGGUUGCAACACACAUGAUUGUCAACUUCAAGAACCCUGGGAAAGCGUCAAUGUCAAGGUCGUGCAAAAUCAACAAAGUCGAUGCAGAGCAAAUCAAAACUGACGCCCUGCGCAUGAUACGAGAAUUUAACAGAAGUGACAGCUCUGACAAAUGGGAUCCUCCUAUUGUUCUUCUUGGAAUUUCAACAAGCAAAUUUGAAGAAUACGAGAGCAGUGGCAGUAAGUCAAUGAAGGACUUUCUUGUAAAGAAUUCGGUAAAGUCCAGUUCUCUUGCAACAUCCCUUGAUUCUCUUCAAAAUUCUAGCUCCCUGUUUAGGGACACGAAAUUGAAUACUAACAGAACUGAAAACAAACCUCUUGGUUUAAAGCGGUUUUUUGUCAGCUCAAAAAACAAUAAACUGAAUGAAUCGUCGAGUUGCAAGGACAUUCAACAAAUGGAACUUGGGAAAGAAGAAGACUUGACAACUAGUUCUUUAAAAGGGAAGGAAGAAACAGACAAUAAUUUUGAAAGUCACGAAGCUGUUAGGACUCACAAAAAUUCAUCUUCUUGUAGCAUUGAAAAUGCUUCGUUAUUAGUGGGAUGCAACGAAGACAGAGUUUUUUCUAAGCAUACCACUUCUUGUGAUGACACAAGUUUUGGUGUCGACAGCAUUCAACGAGAAGCGAACCAUGAGGAACCGCCUGUGGAUAGGAAUGCUGCCUCACAGAGUGUUUCAACUUCGCCAUCUUUUGCGAAAACGAGUUGUGGGCUCAAAGCUGACGAUUUUGCAAUUUGUAGUAAGUGUGGCAAACGAGUGUUGCACUGGGAACUGCCCGAACAUAACGACUUCCAUUUUGCACAAGAUUUGCAACAUGAUAUAAACAAAACCGUUAAUUCAUCUCAAAGAUCAGACUCAAAGUCUUCGCCUCCAAGGAAAAAAGUUAAACCUAAUUCUUCUUUGAUCAAUCAUUUCUUUAAACCCAAAUGAUUGUAAAGCAAUUAGUUUGAACGAUUAGUUUUCUGAUAUCUUAAUAACGUCAAUCAUGCUCAUUUGGGCUGUAUUUUGCGAAUAUUGAUAUUCGUCAUUACUUUGAAAAUACAUUAAUUCAAAAUCUCGAGCAGCCUGUCCAAACUUUUCAAAAGUAAUAUAUAUUUUGUAUUUUGUCUUGAUUUAACUUGUAGACAUUUCCCACCGAGAGCACAGCUUUACGCAAUCAAUAGCAGAGAACUUGAUUUUAACGCUUGCAGAACAGCAUGUUCCUGCCCUGCAGAUUACGUAUCAAGGCUCAGAAGUUUCAGCUCAACUGAACAUAAUUAAGAAAACUCUAGGUUCGUAUGUGCAGAUAUCCGUAUAUACUCGUACACGCACGCAAUCGGUCGUUGGUGAUUGCAAAUUAGCACACUGAGUUGCAAUGCCCACUUUCAACGUUAGAACCGUUCUCUCCUCAUUCGUUAAGACACACCAAAAGUUCAAUGCCAACAUGAAAUGUUAGAGCCGUUCUUUCCUUAUUCGAUAAGACACACCAAAAGUUGGAAGGUCGUCA
This is a messenger RNA of Rhopilema esculentum, 2698 nucleotides long. RefSeq names its product DNA polymerase eta. Gene Ontology annotation, cellular component: nucleus; site of double-strand break; replication fork. The record is from RefSeq and is a predicted model, not a curated record. Gene Ontology annotation, biological process: error-prone translesion synthesis; response to radiation. NCBI's taxonomy places the organism in Eukaryota, Metazoa, Cnidaria, Scyphozoa, Rhizostomeae, Rhizostomatidae. Gene Ontology annotation, molecular function: DNA-directed DNA polymerase activity; damaged DNA binding.